CUUACACCUACGCAAGCAAGCCAUGGAUGAAAUAAUGGUUUAUGACACCCGGGAGGCCAGAGUCAACCCCAUCGGACUCCAACUAUCCUCGAACGUGGAAGAAAUCCUAACCCACCGAACGCAUCGCCACUUUGCCGCAAAAUGGGCAAAAAACCUCCGAUUCCUCACGUUCGAUGAUGGAAGCGACGCCUCUGCGCCUGACGAGCCCGAGAUCUCUGCGAAAGGGCAAUGCACUCGAUGCACACAGCAGCUACGACCCCAGGCCGGGCAUAUCUGCGCUGCACACGACUUACGCAAGAAAACGCCCGACGUAAGAGCCCGGGAACAGAAGCUGAAAGAGUUCGCUGAUCCGUGCAUCCACAUCGAGGAAGCAUCCUGUGAUGACUGCCGCCGCAUACCCCUGUUCCCCACCAGUGGAAAAGUAACCCGUUUCCGCAUACGAAGACUCCGACCCCGUCAUACAAAACCGUCAGAGCUUUCUCAUUGCUCGCACUUCGUCGCCGUUUCGUAUUGCUGGUCAAGCCCGAAGGCAUUUGGGACGGCUGGAACAGAGCCCAAUGAGCCGUACUACGUUGUAGAGGAAGACAUGACCCGCCGAGAGAUACGAGCGUCGAAAGAUACCAUUGACAGAGCGGUGGCGUUCGCUGCACAGAACGGAUACCGGAUGGUCUGGAUCGAUCAGGUAUGCUAUGAAGGACAACCGAAACUGUGGUAAGGGCGUAACUAGUAAGCAGGAAUGCAUCGAACAAGACAACCCGUAUGAGAAAGACCUGGCUAUCCAAGCCAUGGAUAUUGUCUAUCUCCAAGCCAGCGCCUCCAUAGGUCUGUUCCAGUCAGUAUUCGAACGGCGCCAUCUCGAAGCGCUGCUCCCAUUCUUCGAGUGGAAGUGCGGCUCUGAAUUUGUGCGCCGUGGUCCAGUACCGCUACAAACCUGUCUUACGUUACGGCUAGCGGAUCUUGCCGAUGCCUUAGCCUUGAUCGUAAACGACCGCUGGAACACCCGAGCUUGGAUCCUGCAAGAAGCAUUCGCAUCCAGCGGAAACAUGACUAUACUGUUUCCUCGUCCUCCU
This is a messenger RNA of Aplosporella prunicola CBS 121167, 1070 nucleotides long. RefSeq lists its product as uncharacterized. The record is from RefSeq and is a predicted model, not a curated record. The transcript has a single exon. Lineage: Eukaryota; Fungi; Ascomycota; Dothideomycetes; Botryosphaeriales; Aplosporellaceae. Bases 23 to 715 code for a protein of 230 amino acids.